This is a messenger RNA of Coccomyxa subellipsoidea C-169, 258 nucleotides long. RefSeq lists its product as hypothetical. The annotation marks the transcript as partial. The record is from RefSeq and is a predicted model, not a curated record. Lineage: Eukaryota; Viridiplantae; Chlorophyta; Trebouxiophyceae; Coccomyxaceae. The transcript has 3 exons.
AUGAGCGCUGGGGGCGCUUUUGGUGGCGCAAGAGGUUAUCAGCCCAAGCCGCCAGAUAAAGGCGUAUUCCCUUUGGACCACUUUGGAGAAUGCAAGCAGAUCAAGGAGGAGUACAUGCAAUGCCUCCACCACAACGGCAGUCAGGCAGAACAGUGCAGGGCCCUUGCAAAGUCUUACUUAGAGUGCCGGAUGGAGAGGAAUCUCAUGGUCAAGCAAGACCUCAGCGAGCUGGGCUUCAAAGCUGUGAAAGAGAAAGAU